This is a messenger RNA of Amphibalanus amphitrite, 3779 nucleotides long. Its product is annotated as DNA primase large subunit-like. The record is from RefSeq and is a predicted model, not a curated record. The coding region runs from base 410 to 2134 and encodes 574 amino acids. NCBI's taxonomy places the organism in Eukaryota, Metazoa, Arthropoda, Thecostraca, Balanomorpha, Balanidae. The transcript has 5 exons. Gene Ontology annotation, biological process: DNA replication, synthesis of primer. Gene Ontology annotation, cellular component: alpha DNA polymerase:primase complex.
CGGUCGUGUACGUUCCUCGCGCAUGCGCAUAACGGCCGUGUGACGCUAAAGUCGCCGGAGUGCCCCAUCCAGUUAUCUCUAAUCCAUGAUAUGGCCUUGCCGAUACCCAAGCCCGGCCCUAAAACAUAGGCCCAAGCCCGUCCGAUACUGAUACCGUUGGGGCGGCUGGCGCUAAUCAUGCACGCGCCCUAAUCCAACAAGAACAAGCUAAUCACAUAUGCUAAUCAUUCAUGUUUCUUAUAGGUAUCUUGCUAAUCAUUUUAUUUUAUGUGAGAGCAAGAUUUUACGGCAUCAAGUUUUCUUGUGAUUUAGCUAAUACCGCGGCAUUAUUACAAGGCGGUAAUUAUUACCGCCCUGUGCUUAUUGUUUUCUCCUGUCAUGAUCCUGUGUCAAUGUGGCAGCUGGUAGGAUGGUUAUUUAUCUCGCUCCUCCCACUGGUUCUGUUAGCUUAACUACAAUUGAGAGACUAUGCAUGGUUAGAUUUGAAUAUCUUAAAUACCUGACGAAUGUAAAUAGUUUAGAAGAGUUUCUAGAAGCCACAUCAAUAAACUUCUUUGUUCAAAACUCAGACUGUUUGAUGGAGCACAACCCGAGUGACAAACUGAGCUUCUUUACGCUCAGGCUGCUGAGUCUACAAUCGCCCCCACUGCGCACCAUGGUGGAGGCUGCCGAGCGCCGACUGCUGCACUACCGGCUCCGGCUGAUGUCGUUAGCCGAGCUCCGCUACACCCUGUGCCGGACCUCGGCUCGCGCUGACCGGCUGCGCGGCCCGCUGCCUCCCGGUGACACUCGGAGUCUGCUGGAUUCACUGGUGUCAGUGACGGCUGCAGCAGACAGACAUCUGGCUGAGCACGGAGAGGAGACGGAGGGGAUGGCACCCAGUCGGUCCCAACUGGAGACCUGCGAGGAGCCUGUCGUUAGAGUGCCGUUCGCUCUGGUGGCUCCUCUGGUCGCCUCCCGCUCUGUGACGCUGUCGGACGGGUACGCGCUGCUGCUGUGUCGCCACACGCCGGCGGCGCUCUCCUGUCUGCAGGAGGCGGCGCUGCGCGUGGGCCAGCGGCAGGCGCGGCCGGCGGUCGACGGGCGGCUGCUGCCGCUGCUGAGCCGGCUCACCUCCCGUCUGGGGGUGGUGGAGGGGUCGGGACCGGCCGCGCCGCUGUCGCUGUCUGCUCUGGAGGCCGCCACGCCGCUGUUGCCGCCCUGUAUGCUGGCGCUGCGCGCUGAACUCCGUCACCGCCAUCGGCUGCCGCAUCAGGACCGGGUGGCGCUCAGUGUCUUCCUGAAGGACGUCGGCCUGUCGCUGGAGGACAAUGUCAGGUUCUGGGAGCGUGAGUACUGUCAGCCGGCCGGACACGGUGCGACCUGCUCCCAUAGUUGGUCCCGCUGCCAGAAGCGGUACCUGUACAGUCUCCGACAUAUGUACGGUCUGGAGGGCCGACGUGUGGCGUUCGAGAGCCACUCCUGCCGCAGACUACAGGAGCGCUGCGGACAGAGCGUCUCCAGCUGCGGCGGCUGCCCGUUCGUCGGAUUCGACGCGCCGUCACUGACGUCUCUGUUGACCUCUGAGGCUGGCCUGGAGCCUGCUGAGGUAGCGGCGCUGACGACAGAGACCGGUGAGGAGCCGACUGUGCGCUGUCGAAGGUAUCGGUCACUGCUGAUGCGUCGAAUGUGUGGGCGGGGUGGCGCUCAGGGCGAGCGAAUGCCUCGGGAUGAUAGUGUGAGACGAGAUGGAGCAAGUGCCUUCCCUCAGACAGACAAUGUGAGACAAGAUGAGGCAAGUGAGCUGCCUCAGGUAGACGGUGUGAGACCAUAUGAGGCAAGUGGGCUGCCUCUGGAAGACAGUGUGAAACGCGCUGAAGCCAGUGGUGCGGAGGUCGGUAACUUGAUCGCGAGCAGUGACCGGGGCGACAUCUGCGCAAAGACCGGGCUGCGGGAACGGAUCGUAGAUGGAGCGGGCUGUGAUUCGGUACCCGGCAGCUCGCGACCGCCGGGUACUGCUACACUGGGGAACGAGGAGCCGACGCCUUUCAGAAAACCCAGCGAGUUUUUCUGCAGUCUGCUGAGCUUUCGCGAAAAUCAGAGCACUGGUGUUGUUAUUGCUGGUCCCAAAGCAGAAAAUCACCACCUAAAGUGAUACCUUAUGUGGGCUGAAGCGCCUAACCAAAUGCUCAAUUCUAGGCACUGAUGAAUACUCAAGAGUGUGGUACUGAACUGUGAUAGCGAUAUCAGGGCUAAUGCUGAUGGUUUCAAUGUGCGUGGAAUGUUCUCGUUUGACUGGCAUUCAGUGUAUCAAUUCUCCUGCACACCUGUGGCUACGAUUCCAUGCUAAACGACGGGUAUUUGAGGGAAAGUGGAUAAUCACUUGCCUCUCAUCAGUGUACCUAUGUAAAAGGAGUGAAGGUGUACACAUGCAUCAUUCAUAUCCAUGUAUGUGACUGUUAAAUCGGUGCGAGCGACUUAAGCGAGUGUCAUUUGAGUGAACGUUAUUUGAGCGAACCAUUUUCAGCGACUGGCAGCUUAGCGAAUAUCAAGUUGAGCGAUUAUCAAAUAUAGCGAUUACCAAUUUAAGCGAAAGCUAUGUUUCAGCGACAUCUUUUUCGUGGACUACAGUUUGAGCGACUGUCAUUUCAGCGAAACUCUUCAUCGUCCCGUAACGGUGUAAUUUUUUUUUUUGCGAACGUACGUACAACGAAUGUUUCUGUAACUUUUCAUGGUUAUCCGGAACUGGAUGGCGGAUGUCACGUUCAAAGUUCAGACAUUAAGCUCCAAAUUUAAUGCCACAUUUCUCAAAAAUUCCAGCGGUUCGAUUUCACCCCCCCCCCCCCCUGCUGUUUGCCAAAAAUGAUGACCAAGCGUAUGUUCAGAGAUUCAUAUUGCUUGUGCUGUUUUUGGCGAAAUUCCCCCGCUUGAAUUUGGAUCAGUUCCCCAUGUUGUACAAUUUGUUCUUGCCCCAAGCAACGUACGAAUUUCCAGAUAUUUGGGUGAGGUCCCUGAAACAUAGACUAGAUCCCCCUGUGCCGUCCCUCGAGUUUAUUAUUGGUCCUUGGCAUUCCUUCCAUCGUCCUAUCACGUUCCACAUUUCCAGAUCAAGGUUGCAGAAUGGGAUAUUUUUGUGGUUUCCAUUCUUAAAAGCAAAUUUUUAAUUUGCCGCGCGCAGCUUGAAGCAUGACACAUACCAAGCGGGUAUUCCAAGGGCAAGAAUUUCCGAAAAGUAGCAAAUGAUUGACUUCCGUCGCGUUCGGUUUCGCUGUAACUGUGUUCGCUCAAUUGGUCCCCCAUUGACCUCCACAUAUUCGCUCAAUCUGGUUUCGCUGAUUCUGGUCCUCGCUUAAGUUGAUAAUCGCUGUGAUUGAAUUCGCCGACUUGACAAUCGCUGAAAGAGUCAAUCGCUUAAAUUGAUAAUCGCUGGAAAGGCUUCGCUCAAAUGUCGUUCGCUGAAAUGACGCUCGCUCAGGUGUCGCAGAACCCUGUUAAAUACCCCAUCUUUUUCCCAUUUCUGGUAAUUAUGAAGAUAGGAUUAAUGUGAAUGCCGAUGGAUUACGUGAGUGAGUGCCGUCACGAUCAAGGAGAUCUCAUAUAACCGUGCGGCCGGCGGCGUGCAUACUUUCUCAAGCCAAACCAGUGGGCAGUGACAUUCAUUUAUCGGUUUUGAAAGUUGUAUUCGUCAAUCAUCUUACCUUUUACGUAUUUUUGGCUUGCAACGUCUGUCUAUCUACUUUUAGCCGGCACUUUUAUCUUUUAUCGAAACAUCGCAUGAAUAAAAAUCAUAAGCGUCUCUU